AUGCCCAAGAAAAUCCUCAUAAUCCUCAGCGACGCCAAAUCCUUCCCCCUCAAAACCCCCACCGGCACCACCCCCCAACAAACCGGCUUCUUCCUAAUGGAACUCGCCAAACCCCUCUCCAAACUCCUCGAAUCCUCUCACGAAAUCACCUUCUCCAGCCCCAAGGGCCUAACACCCGAACCAGACCCGAACAGCGAAUCCCUCCUCGCGUUCGCGGGAAACUUCUACGAGCGCACGCGCGAAAACGAACUUAUUCAAAGAAUGAGGAGGGAGAACGGGUUUAAUAGCCCGAGGCCGUUUGGGAGUAUCAGUGAUGCGGAGCUGGAGACGUUCGAUGGGGUUUUUAUUCCCGGGGGACAUGCGCCGUUGACGGAUUUGGGGGGUGACAAGGAGUUGGGGAGAGUAUUGUGGCAUUUCCAUGAGAGAGGGAAGCCGACGGCUGUUAUUUGCCAUGGGCCAUAUGCGUUUUUGAGUACGAGGGAGAUUGGGGAUCGGGGGUUUGCGUAUAAGGGGUAUAGGAUUACUUGCUGGAGUGAUGCGGAGGAGAAGGUUAUGGAGACUGUUAUGGGAGGGGAGAUUCCGAAGGUUGAAAGUGCGCUUAGGGAAGCUGGGGCUGACAUGGUGGAGGGGUUGAGUACGAAGGUUGGCGGGAUUACGGUUGAUAGGGAGGUGGUUAGUGGCGCGAAUCCGACGGCGGCGGGGGCUUUGGGGGAGAAGUUCUUGGAGAUGUUAGGUUCUUAG
Messenger RNA from Aspergillus chevalieri, 741 nucleotides. RefSeq names its product type 1 glutamine amidotransferase domain-containing protein. The coding region runs from base 1 to 741 and encodes 246 amino acids. NCBI's taxonomy places the organism in Eukaryota, Fungi, Ascomycota, Eurotiomycetes, Eurotiales, Aspergillaceae. The record is from RefSeq and is a predicted model, not a curated record. The transcript has a single exon.